AUGAGCUUCUCGCUCUCAUUCUCUGAGCUGGUCAACAUUGCCAUCCCCCAGUAUGGUGUGGUGAACUUCAAGGCCCUGCAACUGGUGCUCCAUGGCAUCCUGGAGCACAUCAACAUGGCUGAGCUCAAGAAGGUCCUCUCAGGGGAUGAGGACUUCCUCCAGACCUCACAGAGCAUGUUCAUGCCCCGGGAAGGAGAUGGUCAGCCCAUCAUCCACCCCCUGAAGAGGCUGAACAACGUCUUCGACCACGUGGUGAGCCGUCUCGAGAAGGUGGAGAGCCAGCUGACCACGCUACAUGAAAUGCCUUCCACCUCCAUGCUGCUGGAUGGCAGCCAAGGGACCAACCGACCUGCCCAGGAACUGUGGCAGAUGAUAAAGCUCCGGAAGAUGGUGGAGGGCAAUGAGGAAGCCUUAGAAAAGUCUAUGAAGACCAUGCAGGAUUUGCUCACCGACAUUAAUACACUCAAGUCUGCCACUGAAACCCUCAGGAAGGAUGUGGACAUGCUGAAGGACAUGUGGAAUAAGAUACAUCCAGAACGCAUAAACACUUUCUUUGAUGAUUUAAAAGUGCAGAACCGGAAGAUGACUGUGCUGCAGCGAGAUGUGACUGCUCUCCAGAACAAGAUUAGCGCCAUCCCCAAACCUGACGACAUGGUACUCUGGAGUAGCCUCCACGAGGCCUUGUUCGCCCCGGGAACUGUUCAACAGGGAGCUGUUUCAGAACAGCUGGAAGAGUCUGAUGUGUGGAAAGUCACAGAGAAGCUCCCAGAGUCUGAUCUUCCCCAGACCACCAUGUUCCUCGAAAGUGCUCGUCCCAGCCAGAUCUCAGAGCCCGUCCAACGCCCCAGGUCCUUGGAUACUGUUUGGCAUUACCCAAUCCCUGGGCAAGUACAGAAGGAGGAGUCUGCCCACAAAGUUCCUCUCACAGGGGCCCAGGGGUUGGGCCAGCCUCAGGCGCUCGAGCCUGGGCCAGCACCCAAGCCUGGACCUGAGCCUGAUUCUAUGCCGAGGCCAGAGUCUGAGACCAUGCCUGGCCUUGUACCCAUACUAGGGCCCAGUGUGACACCUGGGUUCAUACUACCACCUUGGCCUAGGUUCAGACCAAGGACUAUGACCAGACCUGGGCCUGCAUAUGGACCUGGGGCUGCAUUUGGACCUGCCCCCGGAAUUGAGCCUUUCCCCAGACCUGGGCCUGCCCCUGGACCUGCGUAUGGACCUGAGACUCCGUAUGGACCUGGGCCUAUGUAUGGACCUGGACCUGUGUAUGGACCUGAGACUCCGUAUGGACCUGGGCCUAUGUAUGGACCUGGGCCUGCCCCUGAACCCACACCCCUUGGGCCUGGGCCUGAGUUUGGACCUGGACUUGGUCCUCCCUCUGGGCCUGGGCCUGCCCCAGGCCCUUGGCCCACACCACCAGGAUUCUGGCCUAUGCUGUCAAGAGCCGUGCUUCCUCCCAGAGGCUUGCCUGCACGUAGCAGUUGGCCUUUCUGGGGCUUAGGUCACUUCCAGCCUGGCCCAGGCCAAUUGGACCCCCAGGGCUUCAGGGCCCCACCACCAGCCUUGGAGCCUGGCUCAGCCUGGCCUUAUACACAGCAGCCACAGGGUCGCGAGGCAGAGAUGCACCAGCUCCCAUCUCUCUCAGAAGGUAUGGAAGAAGAUUCUUCACAGUCCAAGAAAGUCUCUCAGGAUGGAACCCCUGCUGCUCAGACCUCCAAAGAAGUACCCCGUAAGAGUGCCCGGACCGCCCUUCAGCGGAUGAAAACUACUGCUGCCAUUGCAGCUGCUGCUGCCGCCGCCUAUGCGGCUGCUGCGAGCUCAGCAGCCCGGGCAGCCGAGAGCGCAGCCCUGGUCGUCAAGGAUGCCCCUGCCACUAAACUGGCCUCUGUAGCAACAAGCAUGGCCGCAGCUGGACCCUUAGGGGUCUUUGCAGAUGUUGUGGGUGCUGGGUCUUCCCGUGGGGCCUUACCCACCACUGAUGACACCGAUAUGAUCUAUGAAGAGUUCUUCACUUCUCCGCUUGCUGCUCCCUUCGUCGCUCCUGAAACCCGCCUGUCCCAGGCCAUGCUGGUCGCCAAACAGGCUGUAACCCCAGAAGACAAGAAGAAGGCCGUCAAGUAUUCCAUGAGCCACAUAGCCCAGAUACCCAUUAGACACGACUCCCUGAAAGAAGAGCUUGACCAGCUGUCAUCCAGCAUGCAACAUCACAUGGCUCAUCUAGCUGAUAUGGGAAGCUCUUCCAGGCUUGGGAUGACAGUGGACAUACUGCAAGAAAAGGUUGGAAACCUCCAGAAAUCCAGGUUACAGGAGGAGGAACUUGAGAGAGUUUGGGGCCACCAAAUAGCAGUGAUGAAGGAACACUACGUCAUUCUGGACAGGGCAGUGGAAAAGAUCUAUAAUCGCCUGGAGGAGUUUAAGAUUCUCCAGUCUCAAAUAAGAAACCUAGAAAUGCUCAAGGCAGACAAAAUUGCAAUGGAGCAGGAGUUAAAAGAGAAAGCUGACAAGAGCACCCUGGCAGCCAAGGCAAGCCGGGUUGAUCUGGAGAGGACGGCAAUGGAGCUGAACGAGAUGAUUCAGGGCAUACUAUUGAGGAUCGUGUCCCAAGAGGAUGACUGGAAGAAGACUGUGGAUCAGCUCAGCAAGGACCUGGGCAGCAAGCUGAUCAGCAAGGAUUUGGACAGUCUAAAGAAAGACAUAAAUGAGGUCUGGCAAAUAGUCAGGAAGCUGCUAAUUGAAGGCCUCCGAUUCGACCCUGAUAGCGCUGCCGGCUUUAGGAAGAAGCUGUUUGAGCGGGUGAAAUGCAUUUCCUGUGACCGGCCGGUGGAGAUGAUGACUGGCCCACAUCUCAUCACCAUCCGCAAAGCCCACCUGCUGUCGCGGCUGCGGCCAUCUAGUGCCAACAGCUACGAGUACCUGCAGCGGCAACAGAUGAGGGAACAGCAGCAGCUCCAGCAGCUCCAGAACCUUGGAGACCGGAACUGGCAUGACGGUCCUGGGAAUGAUGCCAACCUCAAACUCAAGUCAUAUAACUUGACAACACUCUAUCCCUAUGGGGACCCCGAGAUGUUGGACUAUGAUACCGCCGAGGUGGACAUCCUGGGAGUGGAUGGGAUCCUGUACAAGGGCCGAAUGGAGAACCAGGAAGGGGCACGGCCACUGACCAGCGUGGAGAAGGAGCUGGCUGCUGUAAAGGUUCCACGUCCCCCGACUCGAAACCUAUAUGAGCGCCUUGGUGUCAUCUGCCCCCCCCUGCGCUCCAGUGCCAGCAUCCGCUCAGAGACUUCAGGCCCCCACUCAACGACACCAGCUCAGACUCCAUCUCUGCCACCCUUGCCAUUGCUGCCUCCGCUGAUGCCAAACCUGCAGGACCCCCAGCAGGCCUCAGGGUCCACCAGGCAUCCAAGGCCUCAGCGCCUCUAGUCCCGAGCCAGCACGCAGCCCACCUAGGAGCCCGACCACCCGACUGUGUCCAUAUGGGGCCAAGCUCUUCCUGACCCAGGUGUAUGCCGCCUGGGCAGACACUGGCGCUGAAGCCCCAGCCUCCAUCCCCACCCACCCCCUAUCACAGAUGAGUAUUUUUGGCAACUCCUCCCCAGAAUAAAAUCU
Eptesicus fuscus (big brown bat) is the source of this 3603-nucleotide messenger RNA. It is a transcript of the gene C4H16orf96, whose product is annotated as chromosome 4 C16orf96 homolog. Lineage: Eukaryota; Metazoa; Chordata; Mammalia; Chiroptera; Vespertilionidae. Bases 1 to 3417 code for a protein of 1138 amino acids. The transcript has 17 exons. The record is from RefSeq and is a predicted model, not a curated record.